Messenger RNA from Cottoperca gobio, 1619 nucleotides. It is a transcript of the gene trim44, whose product is annotated as tripartite motif containing 44. The record is from RefSeq and is a predicted model, not a curated record. The transcript has 6 exons. Bases 327 to 1442 code for a protein of 371 amino acids. NCBI's taxonomy places the organism in Eukaryota, Metazoa, Chordata, Actinopteri, Perciformes, Bovichtidae. Gene Ontology annotation, molecular function: zinc ion binding.
GCCUCUGUGUGUCUCUGCCGUUCUCGUACACACCGGAGACUACAAGCAAGCAGGAAGUAGAAAAAAAAAAAAACACACAGCAGCUCAUGAAAAUAAGGAAGUAAACGCUGUCGGGUCGAAGCUGGAGUCCCUUUUAUGCUAUAAAGUGAAAGUAGACCAGUCGACAGCUCAGUAAUAGAAUUCAAGGCACAACAGCUGUGCUAAGGAAGUUAGCCGUCAAGCUAAUUCCUCCACUUUAUCUCAAAACAAGCCUUAGACAGGAACAAAAACAGAGAGGGGAGGAAGACACAGACGAACUUUUAUCCCCAGAAUAAUUAUCAGCCACCAUGGACCACAAAGGGGAACCCCAGGAAGGAGCUAUGGGGCUGAAACACGAGGAGCUACCGCAGAUGGACGGGUCAUGUGAUGCGUGCGAGCCUGACGAGGCCCAACUGGCCACACAAGUGUGCCACACCUGCAGCUUUGCCUUCUGCUCUCUCCAUGCUGACAGACACGCCAGCAGCACACAUCAUCCCAUAAUGCCUUACAAUCACGAGGGGACACAGGCUAAUGGACUUGGCACCAACAGAGACUUCAGAGUUGCAGAUGGAGCUGAGGAUGAGGCUAGUGCGGAGAGGGCAGCUGGGAUGGGUGCGAAUCAGGAGAUGGCGCUACUCGGAGAGGCAAUGGCUAAAGGCGAUGAGGGUGGUGAUGCUGGGGAAAGAGAAGCAGCCCAGAAUGGUCUGCAGCUGGAGGCUGAGCUGGGCGACGGAGCUGAGGGCGCAGAAGCAGGGCAGGAGGCUGCGGCCGCCGGAGAGGCUGGGAAGAGGGACACUGUGACGGUAGAGAGACUGCGCUGCAAGGAGCAUGAGCAGGAAGGCUCCCUCUACUGUAAACCAGAUGAGAAGAUUAUCUGUGUGGUGUGUGCCGUGCAGGGUGAGCACCGUGACCAUGAGAUCAUCACCCUGCAUGAGGCCUACAUGUGGCAGAAGAGCAGGCAAGGUUAUGACCUGCUGGGCUGUACACAACAGAUGUCUGAGAAGAUCAAGACCAAGUGGACCAACCCUGAGAUGUCAAUAGAGGAGCUUGAGGCCUAUGUGAACAGCCAGUUUGACGAGCUCCGCAGACUGGUGCGUCUGGAGGAGAAGAGGACCCUUCAUCUGGUGGACCUCAAAGAAGCGUUCCUGACGGCAUCCGCUGCUGAGAAAAUCGCCGAGAUCUCCGUCCAAACCGAGCGCCUGCAGGAAGAGAUGGCCAACAUCACACACCAGCUGUGCCUGCUGGAACAGGCGGAGGGGUUAGGCCCUGCGGUGGCAGCACAGGCUCUCGCAGCAGCACCCGCACACAGAAUGCCGCGCAACAUUGAGGCCAGGCCAAGGCUACCAGAGCCGAGGGCAGACCCCAUGAACUCAAGGGACUUUGAUGACAACGAUUCUGGACCAUCGAUGGACCACGCCCCCUGAUACCAGCAGACCAGACUCCCAUUACAUCCACCUGUCCUCCAAUGUCUGUUUCAGCCAACCGUCAGCCCCGAUGAGCUGUCAGGCUGGCCCUCUCGCUCUCUAUCUCUCUCUCUAUCUCUCUCUAUCUCUCUCUCUAUCUAUCUCGCUCUCUCUCGCUCUCGCUCUCUCGCUCUCUCG